This is a messenger RNA of Volvox carteri f. nagariensis, 3522 nucleotides long. It is a transcript of the gene cyc6, whose product is annotated as guanylyl and adenylyl cyclase family member. NCBI's taxonomy places the organism in Eukaryota, Viridiplantae, Chlorophyta, Chlorophyceae, Chlamydomonadales, Volvocaceae. The record is from RefSeq and is a predicted model, not a curated record. The transcript has 10 exons. The coding region runs from base 1 to 3522 and encodes 1173 amino acids. Gene Ontology annotation, biological process: intracellular signal transduction; cGMP biosynthetic process; receptor guanylyl cyclase signaling pathway. Gene Ontology annotation, molecular function: peptide receptor activity; guanylate cyclase activity.
AUGUUACCGGUGGGAGCGGGGCUGCUGGGAACAGGCAAAGCAUACGAACCUUGCCUCCUGGUCUUCAGGGUCUGCGGCUCCAACGCCGCGGCUUUCACGUGCAUUAUGCAAAAGAUAUCCACAAAUCUGUCUCAACCUCGACUACGAAGCCUAUCGCUGUUCUUGGGUUGGAGCCCUCGAGCGCGCCGAAACCACAACAAGCUGUUCCCGCUCUACGUUAACGGCGUGGCAAAGUCAUACUUUAAAAUCAGCGCCAGCCGCGACUACGCGCAGGUGCUCCGGCGCCUGCUGCGGCGAGACCCGCUGCUCACAUUUGCCCUCCAAAAAGCCAUUAAAAACCUUUCAAAAGGCGACUGUAAGCCCGUCAGCCACGUCACCUCCGACCCCACCGGGCAGUCCGCGUCGCUCUAUGGCCUCCGCAUCACCCCCUGCGUGUGGUCGGACACCAACGGACACAAGCUCCCCGCCCUCCUCCUGGAGCACAACGUGCCGUACGAGUCGCAGGAUGUCAUGCCGCGCCUGCUCCGCGACUACGCAGUCCUGUCCCACGUGCCUUCCAUUCUCACACUUAUAGACUUCAACGGCCACGUGUUGUACCAAAACGCCGCCAGCAUUGACUACUGCGGCGACCUGACCAGCCACAACGUGGAAACCGGCGACGGAAUGAUGGGUGUGUUGUUUCAGUACGAGCCGCAGCUGCUGCAGGAGAUGCUGCAGGAGGUGAAUGAGGGCAACUACUGGCAGCAGGUCGUGCGCGUGCCGGCCUCGCUCAAGCGGCACAUGGUCUUUGAGGCGGAAACGACCUGGAGCUACGGGAGCCGCGGCGGCGGCGGAAAGAAGCUCACUGCUGCCGUCAGCAAGCGCUUCAUUCAGGACGCGAUGGAGCCGGAGUUCCAGCUGGAAAGCUUCACGACGCAACAUGCCCGCAGCCAGCGGAACAACACGGCGCGCGGACUGGCGUCCCUGUUUCAGACGCAGGUUAGCAUGGCGCGGCAGGAGAGCCUGGGGCCAGCGGGGGCGGGGGGCCGUGGCAAUGGCAGCCCCCGGCAACAGGCGCCUGCGCCGCAGCGGCAGGACACGCGGGACAGCGGCGUCGCAAUUGCCGGGCCGGCGGCGCUGCCCGUGGGUCGCCUAGGUAGCAUCACCGGGCCUGCCCCGCGCCUGGCUAGCAAUACCCUCACCCCAGGCACCAGUGCGCACGUCGCGUUCAAUCUGCCCAAUCAGCUCGAAGAUUCGUCACCGGGUCCCCCGGCGGCAAUGGCGGGGUCCUUCACCGUUACUGCCGCUAAGGCUGGUGGCGGCGGAGGCGGAGGCGCCUUGGUGCCGCAGCAGCACUCGCACCUGACCAAUGCCGGCCAAAAUCGGCGGUUCAUGACGCUGAUGCAAUCGGCGGAGCGGCAGCAGCCACCCAGCUUCACGGCGUCAUUGCAGAGCUUCAACACAGAUGGGGAGAAGCCCGAGUCGCGGGGGUUGUUGGCGCAGGAAGAAUGCUGGCAUGACAUCUCAGCAAUCCCGCUUCUGGACCCGGUCCUGGACAAGCAGGUAUACCGGGGGGUGGAGGCAUACGGGGGGGAGGCGUAUGGGGGAAGGGGCGGCACCGCACUGGGGUUGGGCUUGGGAAGCGAGGUGAUACUGCUGCUCCAGACCAACGUCACAGCCCGGGUGGAGCUGGAGAACCGGCUGGCGGACCUGACGGAUGCGCAGCUGGGCAUGUUGGAGCAGCUCUUCCCCCGCCACGUCAUCGAGUAUAUGCUGUCCCACAAACACGGCUACAACUCCCGCAACCUGACCCAUCUGGCCAACCACCACGACGACGUCAUUGUGCUGUUUACGGAUGUGGUGGGCUUCACGUCGAUGAGUAAGGAGGUCGAGCCCAGCGAGGUGAUGCACUUCCUGAACGAGCUGUACACCAUCUUUGACGACCUGGUGGAUAUCCACGACCUGUACAAGCUGGACACCGUGGGCGACUGCUACAUCGUGGUGGCGGGGCUCACCAUGCAGGACGACGACGGCUUCACGUGCACGGUGCAAGGGGACAACGAUCAACGGCUGCACCACGCGGAGGUCAUGAUGGACUUUGCAAAGGCCAUCCUGCGGGAGUCCAAGCAGGUCCUCAUGCCGCACAAUAACAGCCCUGUGCAAAUACGCAUCGGGAUCCACUUUGGCAGCCUGGCCAGCGGCUUGGUGGGGCCCAAGAUGCCCAAGUUCACGCUGUUUGGGGACACGAUGAACACCGCCAGCAGGAUGGAAAGCACCUGCAAGCCAGGAUGCGUCCAGGUUUCGGAGGUGUUUGCGAAGCUGCUUCCGUUCGAGGACUGGCAGGACACGGGUGGCGUGGAGGUCAAGGGAAAAGGACACAUGCAGACCUUUCUGUGGAUCCCCAAACCCGAGGACCUCAUCCCGAGUGGUAUGGGAGGUCGAUCGCCGUGCCGCAGCGGCGAUGGCGGCGGCUCCGUCGGCUCUACGGACGGCGCCAUGGCGCCUGCGGCCAGCGCUGCCAGCUCCGUCACCAACGGCGCGGGACUCGAUGACUUGGCCACGGACCGCACGGACAUGAACAGCACCGGUCGGGCCAGUGCUGCAUCGCUAGUGCGCGCCCGGUCAGCACGUGCCGCCUCCGUUCGACCCAAAUCGAGUCGACCCAAAUCGAGUCGCUACUUCACGCGGCCCUCGACGGCACGGCUUCGGGAAAGCUAUGCUGGUGGCAGUGGCAGCGGUAGCGGCGGCCCUGGCAGCACGAGCCGCCCGAGCACGGCCAGCAGCGGUCUAGGCCGCAUGUCGUCCCUCGGGCGAACCAGCCUCGGCCGGUCUACCACACUCAACCGGUCGAUGUCGCGCCGCAAUGUGAGUUUCCGCUUCCAGGGAGACUUACCGGACGACGAUUUGGGCAUGGAGGAGGAGGAUGCCAACCCCUUCAUGGCCAUUCUCAGCCACAUCCGCGGCAGCAACACGGGCGAGCCAGAGGACGGCGGCGGCGGCGGUGGCGGCGGCAGCGGCAUGGCGUCCGGGCACCGAGACAUUACCGCCGGCUUGCGCAUCUCUAGCGAUGGCGAGAACGAAGGCGACAACAAGCCGCAGCGCAGCGGCCCGCCCCUGGGCGCCAAGCGAGUCAGCAACGGUUACUCGGGAGGAGGGGCCCUGCGUCGGAGCGGCAGCGGCGCGAUGGCGGCGCAGGUCCGGUUGAGCUCCAGUGGGACGCCGCGGAUGAGUAACAAUGGAGGAAUGCGGAUCAGCGGCCCCGGCCAAGGCGCCGGCGCCGGCAGCAGUCCUGGUUACCGGUCUUUAGUGGAGGGCAGCGCGGUGCAGGCAGUGGACGAGACGGAAGCGAUAGACGAGCUGAAGGCGUGCAUGGUGGUGGCCAAGGCGGAGGGCGCGCUGAAGCCCGCCAGGGCCGUACGGUUGACGUUUGCGCCAGAGAUGCAGCUGCCGCUGUCGCCGACGCUAUUAACGCACCUUCCGCAGCAGCAGCAGCAGCAGCCGAAUGCCACGGCGACCACGACAACGAUGGUGGCGAACAAUUAG